Molecule: messenger RNA, 472 nt
Organism: Neurospora tetraspora
Lineage: Eukaryota; Fungi; Ascomycota; Sordariomycetes; Sordariales; Sordariaceae
Exons: 2
Coding region: 103-372 (89 amino acids)
Source: RefSeq, a predicted model, not a curated record
GCGCCGCCCAAUUCCACGUCUUCUUGGCUUCAGCUCCCGACGACAUGAGUCCAGAACUAACCAUCACCCAACUGCCAAGCAACCGGUAUUGGUAAAACAAACAUGAACAAACAUAUCCACUCCCAUCUCCAUUGCUUAUCUCGACUCUUACCAGCUGGGCUCCUCUUUCUCACGGUAGUCGGCCCCUUCCAGUCUGGAAGUCGGGCGGAACUUGAUUUCCACUGCCGGCAUGGUACGGCCUACGGGCGGGUACGGGGUGGGAGGACUUCACGUGUAACCUCCAGUUUUGCCUCAUUGAAUACCGUUUGCCUGAAGGAGACAGUCAAGCAGUCAAAUCCUGCCUCAAAAACCCAGCAAGCAGCCAAGUGGUGAUAGCUUCCCAACAUGUCGGUAACUCGUCCCAAGAGUGCGGUUGGUGCAUUAGUCCCAAGAAUCGAUCGGAGCGCCGUCCGGGUGGGUAACGUUCCAGACC